AGAGACUAUUACAGUAGUAUUUACUGUACUAUUAAUCGUAUGAUAUAAUGGAAUAGUCGUUACAUUUGUGUUGCAAUUGAAUUGAAUAGUGAAUAGCAUUGCAGUCAUUGGCAGACAAAGCGUGCGCUCAUUGAAGGCAUUAUUGAAGACAUUCAAAGACUUUAAUCAAAAAACCAAUUGAUCACCAAUUAGUUGAUCCAUAGAUCUGUCAGAUAUAGACACUAUCAUCAUAAAGAUCACCACAAACACACCGCGACAUCACUGACACAUACAUCACAAGACAUGCAGACAGCGGGUGUUACUGAAGGCGAUGGUAUGCCUACAUUCAAAUGUGUUUUGGUGGGCGAUGGCGGCACUGGAAAGACAACAUUCGUUAAAAGACAUUUAACCGGAGAGUUUGAGAAGAAAUAUGUCGCUACUCUUGGAGUAGAAGUACAUCCCCUGGUAUUCCACACAAAUCGCGGACCCAUUCGGUUCAACGUCUGGGACACCGCAGGUCAGGAAAAGUUUGGCGGUCUUCGCGAUGGUUAUUAUAUUCAGGGUCAGUGCGCUAUAAUCAUGUUUGAUGUAACCUCUCGGGUGACCUACAAGAAUGUUCCCAAUUGGCACCGGGAUUUGAUUCGGGUUUGCGAAAACAUACCCAUUGUUUUGUGCGGAAACAAAGUCGACAUCAAAGACAGGAAAGUGAAGGCAAAGUCUAUUGUUUUUCACAGAAAGAAGAAUUUACAAUACUACGAUAUUAGCGCCAAAAGUAACUACAACUUCGAGAAGCCUUUCCUCUGGUUGGCCCGUAAGCUGAUCGGCGAUCCCAACCUUGAGUUUGUGGCAAUGCCAGCGUUGGCGCCGCCGGAGGUGACCAUGGAUCCGGCCUGGCAGAAGAAACUGGAAGAGGACAUGAUUCAGGCACAGAAUACAUCGCUUCCCGAUGACGACGACGAAGAUCUUUAAUGUGAUGACAGAAAUUGUAAUAAUAAUUAUCACUAAUUUCUUAAAAUGCGUUAAUUAAUUAAAUAAUCUGUUAGUCUUUUAAUUACGAUAAAUAUGUCCUCAAAUACCAACCAAAACAAACA
This is a messenger RNA of Oppia nitens, 1070 nucleotides long. It is a transcript of the gene Ran, whose product is annotated as GTP-binding nuclear protein Ran. Lineage: Eukaryota; Metazoa; Arthropoda; Arachnida; Sarcoptiformes; Oppiidae. Bases 283 to 948 code for a protein of 221 amino acids. Gene Ontology annotation, cellular component: cytoplasm; nucleus. The record is from RefSeq and is a predicted model, not a curated record. Gene Ontology annotation, biological process: ribosomal subunit export from nucleus; protein import into nucleus. The transcript has 6 exons. Gene Ontology annotation, molecular function: GTPase activity; GTP binding.